Molecule: messenger RNA, 1506 nt
Organism: Euleptes europaea (tarantolino)
Lineage: Eukaryota; Metazoa; Chordata; Lepidosauria; Squamata; Sphaerodactylidae
Product: gastrula zinc finger protein XlCGF57.1-like
Exons: 7
Biological process (GO): regulation of transcription by RNA polymerase II
Molecular function (GO): RNA polymerase II cis-regulatory region sequence-specific DNA binding; DNA-binding transcription factor activity, RNA polymerase II-specific
Source: RefSeq, a predicted model, not a curated record
AUGGAAGGGCAGGACCCGGAAGGACCUGGACCUUCCAAGAGAGCAAGGAAAGGUCCCCUGCCCAUCCAGGCUGGGAGUAGCAUCGAAUCCUGGGAGAGAGCUGUGCCAGAGAUCCGGAAUCAGGAGCUCCUGAACUCAGAAGUAUAUUGCCAACGCUUCCGGCAGUUCCGCUAUUGGGAGGCUGAUGGGCCCCGGGAGAGAUGGGGUCCAUCCGUGAAGAUGGAAGCUAAGUUCUGUGAGACAGAAAGAGCCCCUUCAGAGGAAGGGCAGUGGGCCCAAUCCCAGGAGUGUGCCCAAGGUGCCCUCUCAUGCGGCAGCGAAGAGACAGUGUUGAUCCGUCCUCUUUGCGGAAGUGUGGAGACAGCUGCUGCGCUUCCAGACUGGCAGGGAAUGAUCAGUGGAAUGAAUGUGAUCGGGAAGUGCAUCAGCUAUUGCCAGAUAAAAAUACACACAGGGAAGAAACCUUUUGAAUGCUUAGAGUGUGGAAAGAGAUUCAGUCAUAGCAAUCUUCAAAGGCAUUUAAGAACCCACACAGGGGAGAAACCUUUUGAAUGCUCAGAGUGUGGAAAGAGAUUCAGUUGCAGUGGCACUCUUCAAAGCCAUGUAAGAACCCACACAGGGGAGAAACCUUUUGAAUGCUCCGAGUGUGGAAAGAGAUUCAGUUGCAGUGGCACUCUUCAAAGUCAUGUAAGAACCCACACAGGGGAGAAACCUUUUGAAUGCUCCGAGUGUGGAAAGAGAUUCAGUCAUAACAGCAGUCUUCAGCAUCAUCAAAGAAUACACACAGGGAAGAAACUUUUUGAAUGUUCAGAGUGUGGAAAGAGAUUUACUAGCAGUGGCAAUCUUCAAAGGCAUUUAAGAACCCACACAGGGAAGAAACCUUUUGAUUGCUCAGAGUGCGGAAAGAGAUUUACUAGCAGUGACAAUCUUCAAAGGCAUUUAAGAACCCACACAGGGGAGAAACCUUGUGAAUGUUCUGAGUGUGGAAAGAGAUUUACUAGCAGUGACAAUCUUCGAAGUCAUGUAAGAACCCACACAGGGGAGAAACCUUUUGAAUGCUCAGAGUGUGGAAAGAGAUUUACUAGCAGUGGCAAUCUUCAAAGGCAUCAAAGAACCCACACAGGGGAGAAACCUUUUGAAUGCUCAGAGUGUGGAAAGAGAUUCAGUUGCAGUGGCACUCUUCAAAGCCAUGUAAGAACCCACACAGGGGAGAAACCUUUUGAAUGCUCCGAGUGUGGAAAGAGAUUCAGUUGCAGUGGCACUCUUCAAAGUCAUGUAAGAACUCAAAGCCAUGUAAGAACCCACACAGGGAAGAAACCUUUUGAAUGCUCCGAGUGUGGAAAGAGAUUCAGUUGCAGUGGCACUCUUCAAAGUCAUGUAAGAACCCACACAGGGGAGAAACCUUUUGAAUGCUCCGAGUGUGGAAAGAGAUUCAGUUGCAGUGGCACUCUUCAAAGUCAUGUAAGAACCCACACAGGGGAGAAACCUUUUGAAUGCUCCGAGUGU